UUAUCCACUUAUGGCAAGAGACAGCCAACUAAACAGCAAAAGAUGCACCAAAUCAGUGUUUGUUGCAACGGCUUGGCGCCUCCACCGCCAUCCGCUCGUCAACCUCCGCUUCAGCCAAUCGUACGCCGAAGACAUAGCACCGUCACUGCUUUUGCUGCAAAAUCCGGAGGAUUUUCACUUAAUUCGAUACUCAAAAAUUGCCAAACUUGCGGAGGAAAAGGAGCAAUCGAAUGUCCUGGGUGUAAGGGGAGUGGAAAGAAUAAAAAGAAUGGAAAUAUCUUUGAACGGUGGAAAUGUUUUGACUGUCAAGGAUUUGGUCUAAAGAGUUGUCCCAGCUGUGGAAAGGGAGGGUUAACACCCGAACAACGUGGAGAAAGAUAGAGUACUUCAGAUUAGGGAAUUUCUCUCAAGUUCUUGUACCAUUCAACCUAUUAAUAUUCAGGUUGCCCCCACAUUUGUACAAGCAUUAAGGAUAUUUUAA
Abrus precatorius (Indian licorice) is the source of this 481-nucleotide messenger RNA. RefSeq names its product protein PHOTOSYSTEM I ASSEMBLY 2, chloroplastic. The transcript is spliced from 4 exons. Bases 43 to 381 code for a protein of 112 amino acids. The record is from RefSeq and is a predicted model, not a curated record. Lineage: Eukaryota; Viridiplantae; Streptophyta; Magnoliopsida; Fabales; Fabaceae.